Funneliformis mosseae is the source of this 1882-nucleotide messenger RNA. The record is from the annotation of a GenBank genome assembly. Lineage: Eukaryota; Fungi; Glomeromycota; Glomeromycetes; Glomerales; Glomeraceae.
AUUAUUGGAGAUCUAUUUCGGAACCAUCGCUGUUCUCGUUUUUAAAAUACCUGGAACGAACAAAGAUUCGCUCAAGAAGGACAAGAGUCAAAGCCAGUACGUUUCGGAGCUCACCACAAUCAAACUAAGUUACAGUGAAAAGGAUGAACAAUACAAAACUGUCACAAAAGCUUUGGAAAAUGUUAAAGUGAGUUGGUUUUUUUUUAUGGGCAUUGGUGUGGAUCAUAUGGUCAAGUGUGAACAUCCGUUUGUUGCUCAAUGGCUGGGGCUUGCGAGAUUUCAGCACGCGGAUGUUAAUGAGAAAGCAUCGGAGGAAGUUACAAAUUUCUGGGAAGAUCAAAAUUUAGACCAAAACCUUAGUCGAUUACAUAAAAGGCGAAAAUUGGUUGAGGUCGAAGGCAUCGUGGACUUUUUACAAACAGGAAACAAGCGCUUAAGUGAUACUUCAAGAUUCGUUCAUAAGUCUCAAUUAGAACUUUUGAAAAGAAAUGAAGGUAACUUGUCGAGGAAAACAUCUGGCCUUGCUAGUAAUAUAGAUGUAGACUCAAACUCAGCAAUCGCUGAUGUCGAAAAUAACCCAUUCUUUGUACCUAAAUACGGGAAGAAUUUGGACAAGGCAGAUGAGGAUGAGAUUAAUCAGCAUAAGCAGGACGAACGUUCACCUAGUUGCUCAAAUUGUAAUACGGAGAUUAAUAUCUCUGGACUAAUUAGAUUUUGUCCGUAUUGUGGAGGAGAUAUCGUGCUGUCUGAGAAUGUAUCAGUAUUUGAAGAGCUGGACUAUGAGUCGGAUGGAGAAAAUGACACAGAUGACAGGGACAAAGAAGAUAAAACUCCCCAAAAUUCUAAGUUGCGUUUGAGAACCGGCAAAAUAGUAGAGGAUGUUCUCUUCAAGUUUGCAAAAGAUAUGGAUUACGAGCAUCACGCUCAUUCCUACAUUGUGGACUAUGACGACGAGAAUGUUAAAUCAUUAUUUACCGAUAUAGAAUGGGAAGAGUUAACUAAGGAUCGAAUCGGUGUUCCAGAUGUUCCAAGCGAGAUUGUCAAAGAGAUGGCAAAAUACGGAAAAAAAACGUUAAAAGAGCUACGUACCAUCGUGAUGACGUCAUAUUUAAAAGAUGAUGAGACAUACGAUAUCAGUAAACAUUACGAUAAAGAAUGGAUACAGACAGCCAUGCGAGCGCUUUGUAAUUUGUACGAAAAUAUGGAUUCUCCGUUAAUAAGGAGCCAGUACGAAGAUUGGUACACGGUUUCCCUUUUUGGAUCAUGCAUUGAUUUUUGUAUUAGGGACGCACAACUAGGAACUGACAUUAAGAGGACAGACGCACCAUCGAUUGACGGAAUAAUUUACAGCAUUGACAAGCAAUUUGAAGUCGGGGCUAUCGAAGCUGCAAGAUCAUUCUUGGGUAUUUCGGACCGGAAAUACCUUCUUGAGGCAUUCAAGAUGCCUAAAACUCUCCGAGACAUGUAUACCGAUUUGCUGAUUGCUGCAAAUUAUGAACAGCAAAAAGCAGACAAAAUCCAAGUUGUUGGAGUUUUACAUCUUGGAUUGUGGAUCCAAUUUGUAAAAUUGUGGCGUGCUGGCGGUUCUAUUUGUAUCUUUCGCAAAGAUCCAAGAUCUUUCAACGUCGAUAGCAGGUUCUCGAAAGAAGGAGUAAAAUCCUUCCUAAAACUUUUAAUAGCAAUAUAUCAAUAUAAGUUGAGUAUUAAGGACAACCUACAAGUCCUGAAUAUUUUGAAUAGCAAUGAUAAUGAAUCAGAUGAUGACCUAGAAAAUCAAUUGGUGGAAGCUAGCCGAAGUUCUACACCGCCACCUGCGUCUACAGUUGAAUUUUUUACUGAUAACGUCAAAACCCCAAGGAAAUUAAGGAAAAAAAGCCGAUAA